Messenger RNA from Phasianus colchicus (ring-necked pheasant), 384 nucleotides. RefSeq names its product small nuclear ribonucleoprotein U11/U12 subunit 25 (gene SNRNP25). Gene Ontology annotation, biological process: mRNA splicing, via spliceosome. NCBI's taxonomy places the organism in Eukaryota, Metazoa, Chordata, Aves, Galliformes, Phasianidae. Gene Ontology annotation, molecular function: protein binding. Gene Ontology annotation, cellular component: U12-type spliceosomal complex. The record is from RefSeq and is a predicted model, not a curated record.
AUGGCGGAGGCGGAGGAGGAGCUGGCGCACGCCGAAGUGCUCGAGCUGUUCCAGGCGGCGCUGGCGCGGCUCGUGCAGGACCCGCUGCUCUGCGACCUCCCGCCGCAGGUGACGCCGGAGGAAAUCGGCUCUCAAGUGGCGCUGGAGUACGGGCAGGCCAUGACGGUGCGAGUGUGCAAGGCGGACGGCGAGAGCAUGCCUGUGGUGGUGGUGCAGAACGCGACGGUGCUGGACUUGAAGAAGGCGCUGCGGCGGCACGUGCAGCUCCGGCAGGCGCGGCGUGGCGGCGUGCAGCAUCUCAGCUGGAAGUACAUCUGGAGGACGUACCACCUGACUUACAACGGGGAGAAGCUGGCGGAUGAUAGAAAGAAGCUGAGAGAGUGA